AUGCCAUCAAUUGUAGGAAAUCAAGCCCCAUCUUUUAAAGCCGAAGCCGUUUUCGGUGAUAAUAACUUUGGAGAAGUUAGUUUAUCUGACUUUAUUGGAAAGAAAUAUAUUUUAUUAUAUUUUUACCCAUUAGAUUUUACUUUUGUAUGCCCAUCUGAAAUUAUAGCUUUAGAUAAAGCUCUCGAGUCAUUUAAAGAAAGAAAUGUAGAAUUGUUGGGAUGUAGUGUAGAUAGUAAAUUUACACAUUUAGCAUGGAAAAAAACACCAUUGUCACAAGGAGGUAUUGGAAAUAUUAAGCAUACUUUGAUAUCCGAUAUUUCAAAAAGUAUAGCAAGAAGUUACGAUGUUUUAUUUAACGAAAGUGUAGCAUUAAGAGCGUUUGUUCUCAUAGAUAAACAAGGAGUUGUUCAGCAUCUUCUUGUUAAUAAUUUAGCAUUAGGAAGAUCAGUUGAUGAAAUUUUAAGACUAAUUGAUGCUUUGCAACACCAUGAAAAAUAUGGAGAUGUAUGCCCAGCUAAUUGGAAAAAAGGAAAGGAAUCCAUGAAACCAUCGGAAGAAGGAGUUGCAAAAUAUUUAUCGAGUUUGUAA
Plasmodium berghei ANKA is the source of this 588-nucleotide messenger RNA. RefSeq names its product thioredoxin peroxidase 1. Gene Ontology annotation, cellular component: cytosol. The coding region runs from base 1 to 588 and encodes 195 amino acids. Gene Ontology annotation, biological process: cellular response to stress; cell redox homeostasis; response to oxidative stress. NCBI's taxonomy places the organism in Eukaryota, Apicomplexa, Aconoidasida, Haemosporida, Plasmodiidae. The record is from RefSeq and is a predicted model, not a curated record. Gene Ontology annotation, molecular function: thioredoxin peroxidase activity. The transcript has a single exon.